AUGCUGCAUUCUGCAUCAAGCUCCAGAGUGCUUACAGCUCGUGUUCAGAGCAUUUACCAGCUGCGAUGCACUUCGAAUGCGUGGCAGAUCAGCUCAUGCGGGCGGGUUCGAACUUCAACUGGUGCAAUCCACUUCGGAAGCCUGAUGCAAUCGGGCUAUCGCCAGGUUCUCAUUGCCAAGCACCCAUACCUGGUACAUCGAGUUGUAGCAGCCACUUUCUUUGGUCCUCCGCCAGACCCGAGCCGGUGGCAAGUGAAUCAUAUUGACGGAGAUCGGAGUAACAACCACGUGUCGAACUUACAGUAUGUUUCCGCUUCUGAGAAUGUGCGCCAUUCCUGGGCCAAAAGGAGUCGAAAGGUCCUGUGGCGGCCUUUUGGCAACACCUCGUGGUCCCAGUCUGCAUCACAGAGUGAGGCUUCCGCUCUUCUUGGUGUUGCUUCACAGAAGGUGUCCUUGUGCUGCACAGGCUUGAGGACGAAGGCUCUCGGGCGUGGCAUCUGGUACGAGUUCAAGCUUGAGUCAGAACAGGCAGACGAGGAAUGUCUGGCUUCACAACGUCAAGUCUGGUUGUCAGAUGAAAGGUGGCAUGUUGCCAAGUAUCCAUGUGAAUCAGACCCUAUUCCGAAUUUACUCGUGAGUAACCAUGGGCGUAUUUCGCCAAUCAAGCGGGGCAGGGGCGGCAUGACCCGAGGAACUCUAGCCAGAAAUGGCUACUAUGUAGUGAACAGGCUGGGCCGGAGUUUGCUCGUGCAUCGCCUGGUUGCAGGAACUUUUCUCGACCAGCCACUAUCACCGGAUAUGCAGGUGAAUCAUAUAGAUCUAGACCGUGGCAACAACCAUGUCGAAAACCUGGAGUAUGUCACACCGGCGCAGAACAUCAAACACGGCUACAGGCAUCGAGCAAAGGGUGGCACGCCAAUCUGGAAAGGCAAAGCUGUGCAAGCGAGGACCAGGGGUUAUGCAGGUCUAUGGCAAGACUUCGUGUCGAUCAAGAGUGCAGCAGCCAUGACAGGCAUCUCUCCACGUUGCAUCUCCCGUGCAUGUGCAGGUGCACCUCACAACCUAGCAGAAUGGGACUUCAGAUUUGUUAAGGAGGAACCCUUACCCGGGGAGGAGUGGCGCGCAGUUGUCCUGGAGGGAGCUCGUGCACCGAAGGGGUCGUCUUCGGAGUUGCCUGAAGUUCCUGGACAUUGA
Molecule: messenger RNA, 1194 nt
Organism: Symbiodinium sp. CCMP2456
Lineage: Eukaryota; Dinophyceae; Suessiales; Symbiodiniaceae
Source: the annotation of a GenBank genome assembly